GAGAACGAAUCCGAGCGCGCGCGUGGCCCCUUCCCCCUCUCGGGUACGGCGCCCGGCAGCGGACACGCGAGCCAUGGACGCGAACACGGAGGCGGGCGCCGCCGAGUUGGAGUGCGGCAUCUGCUACCUGCCCUACGACCGCCAGGCGCGCGCCCCGCGCCGUCUCGGGCCCGCGCACGGCGCCUGGCGCCGCCCCGCCCCCUGCCGCCACGCGCUCUGCACCGCCUGCCUCUGCCGCCUGGCGCGCGACCAGGGCUGGGAGAAGGUCACGUGCCCCUUCUGCCGCACCCUCACCUCGCUGCGCGUGCGCGGCAGGGGCGGGGAGGCGGGGACGAGGUGGCGGAGCAGCAGCAGCCGGCGCCGCCUGGCCCUGCCCCCCGUCGACCCCGAGCUCUGGAAGCGGAUUGGCCGGCGGGAAGGAGCGGGGAAGCCGGAGGAGGCGGCACCUGGCGAUGACGUACCGGAGGAGGCGGGCCAAUCGCGGCUGUGGCGGGCGCUGAAGAAGCUCUUGAGAGGAGGAGGGGGUGGCGGCAGCCGCAGUAGCGCGCGGGAGCAGCAGCCAAUCAACCCCUACGGUCCAGAGAUGAAGGACCUCGCCCUCAUGACCUGCUACAUCAUGUGAGGCUCCAAGGGCUAGACCCAAGAGCUGGGGCUGGCUUUUCGUCAAAAGGCUUUGAAUGCUCUUGGGAGAAACCAGCUCUUCUCCCCCCCCCCCCCCCCCCCAGUGCUGGCUGUGCUUCCCCUCCAGGCAGGUAGUUACUGACUGUCCGGUCUCAUCAGACUCCAUCAGCUCUAUGGGACUCUACCAUAGCACUGGAGCUAGAGUUCCUGGUUCUCAUUAACCUGCAGAAAGAUUCACGAGGCACCCGGGAUUGAUGUGAUCGCCUGCGGCCUUGACUCAUCACUGCUCAUCUCUGUUGGAGCACGGAGACUUGACGGGGGCUGUCGGGUCGAAUCAGCAGCAGAUAGGCAGAGGUGUCCCUUCCUGGAGAUCUCUGAACACCUGUCACCAUGAGGUCUGGUGGCUGAUCAUUUUGGAGGCUGGCAUCCCAACAGCUUGUCUGGUCCUGACAUCUUCAGCCCCUGAAAUGCCUACGUGUCUGGCUCUUCCACUCUCCACCUCUCUCUGCCAUAUAAAAUGCCAGCGAUGCCACUGACCUACCUACCAGCAGAUACUGUAAAUAUCUCUGGUGGAAAGUCCUGUACAGGCAAAAUCUGAGCCUCAAGUAUUAACGGAUUCAGACAGCAAGGUUAAGUCUGUGUACUAAUGAACUAGUUAAAAAUACCCCCUCAAACCCAUGACCUCUUUCUCUGCGAAUCCCAAUGAAAAGCCUAUUGCUGUGGUGGUGUUGCCAAAUUAUCUGCCAACCCUUAUCCUUUACCAUUGCACAAGUUAGCAGCCCGAUCUGCAGGCAGAAUUCCUGUCUGGCCCCAGUUCCGGAGUGCUGCAUGUGACUAUAUUGCAUGAGGCAAGGAUUUCAGAUAAAGAGGCUGGCUUCUUGGUGCUCUCUGCUAUUGUAGCAUUUCUGUGAAAUGAAUUUAAAUAUUGAAGGGUUGGAAAUGGAGAAUGUCUGCAUCUGUUGUCUUUAAUAUUUGACUACUGUAACUUAUAUUUAAUUUUAAUAAAACCUGAGAUGUCAACGUUUA
Trachemys scripta elegans is the source of this 1647-nucleotide messenger RNA. It is a transcript of the gene RNF227, whose product is annotated as ring finger protein 227. Gene Ontology annotation, biological process: protein ubiquitination. The transcript has 2 exons. Bases 74 to 622 code for a protein of 182 amino acids. Gene Ontology annotation, molecular function: ubiquitin protein ligase activity; metal ion binding. The record is from RefSeq and is a predicted model, not a curated record. NCBI's taxonomy places the organism in Eukaryota, Metazoa, Chordata, Testudines, Emydidae.